GGGGGGUGGGAGCUCGCACGGUUUUGAUGCGGCACCAAUCCUUUCAGUAGGGAGAAAACUGGCAGUUUUGAGGGUGUCAGAUACCAGAGGGAUGGGACAGUCCCAGUAAAAAACUGGUUGUACCCAAUGUAGCCUCCCAAGUGCAGAGUUCCAAGUGCGGCAUCCUCCCUGCUUCAACACGUGCACGAUCACCCCUACUGUCCUCUUGCAGCACCAAAGUGGUCACUGGUCAAGUCCAAGGUCAAGGGCCAAGACUGCAAAGAGCAUAGAUAUGCAGUGGAGUAAUGCAUUAUGAUGCUGCUGGCAGCUGUUGGUGUGGUUGCAUCCCUGAUGCUUAAACAUCUGUGGAACUUGAGAAUUCUCUCAAAAAGAAGAUGGCAACCCACACGAAUGAAAAUAUUAGGGCCCUCUCCAAUUCUGCCCGAAAAGCAGGCCAAGCAGCUUCUGAGAUCCCGGCGCCAGGACCGGCCAAGCAAACCCGGGUUCCCGGAUGAGCCCAUGCGGGAGUACAUGUACCACCUGCUCCGCCUGGAGCAGCGAGCCGAAGAACAAUUCCUGGAGCAUUGGCUGAACCCCCACUGCAAGCCCCACUGCAACCGGAAUGUGGUCCAUCCUGUGUAAGGGGCUGGGACCCACCCUCAGCCAUUUUGAUAAGCGAUGGCCGGGAUAAUGUUGGAACAAGAUGUGGCUGCAUCUCUGGUGUGUCUUUCACUCACAGAAAUUGGCGUCUCCAGACCCUGUGAAUGGAGGGCUUGGCAAAGGUAGCCCUGGGGUCUGAUGGCAAAUGUAUCUGCUGCUUCACUUUCCUAAUCUUUAUAACCCAUUCAAACCAAUAGCUUAAAAUAUCAAUCCCCAGUGGUGGUGCAGCGGUUGAGCACUGGGUUGCGAAGCUGCCCGCAGCCUCUGCAGCGCUGGUUCAAUCCCCGGCCACCGGCGAGGGUGCCACAUGGCGCGCAGACCUCUCCUGCCGCCCACUGCACCCCUCAGCAGUGUACUUCGGUCCUUCUGCCUGUUCUGCUCUCCGCUCUGGCUCUGGUGAAUUCUCUCACCCUCCCGUGCUUCUGACUGUACCCAGUGCUUGUAUAAAUAAAUAAUAAAUAUUAAAAAAAAAAUCAAUCUCCGGGCAGGAGAAUCGAACCUGGGCCCAUGGAGUGGGACCUGCCGGACAGGAGUGGGGCCAGGCUGCCUGCCCAAAGGACAGAGAAGCAUGCUUGUUGGGGCUGGAGUUACAGGGUCAGUUAUUUACUCCCCCACCCUGACUUUUUCUGCUCUAAUAAACACCACUGUUA
Talpa occidentalis (Iberian mole) is the source of this 1289-nucleotide messenger RNA. It is a transcript of the gene CUNH17orf67, whose product is annotated as chromosome unknown C17orf67 homolog. The transcript has 8 exons. NCBI's taxonomy places the organism in Eukaryota, Metazoa, Chordata, Mammalia, Eulipotyphla, Talpidae. The coding region runs from base 292 to 621 and encodes 109 amino acids. The record is from RefSeq and is a predicted model, not a curated record.